Messenger RNA from Cataglyphis hispanica, 6646 nucleotides. RefSeq names its product LIM domain kinase 1 (gene LIMK1). Gene Ontology annotation, molecular function: protein serine/threonine kinase activity; ATP binding; protein binding. Lineage: Eukaryota; Metazoa; Arthropoda; Insecta; Hymenoptera; Formicidae. The transcript is spliced from 8 exons. The coding region runs from base 134 to 3685 and encodes 1183 amino acids. Gene Ontology annotation, biological process: protein phosphorylation; actin cytoskeleton organization. Gene Ontology annotation, cellular component: cytoplasm; nucleus. The record is from RefSeq and is a predicted model, not a curated record.
UUGCGAUCGUAGCUCGCUUUCGAAUCAAUUCGAAUCUACGUAUUUCCGCGCUCAGUGAUCGAAUCGGAGUGGAGUCAAGCGGAGUGAGAGUGAGAGUGGAGUGGGAGUGUGUCGAUCGUACAUACAUGCCGUGAUGGAUGAAGUUUCGACGAACGAUGUAGGAGGUGAAGAACAUGGAGGAACAUUAACAUGUGCUGGUUGUCUCAAUGUUAUCGAUGAAGAUGAAUUUAUACAGGCAUUGAAUCAAGAAUGGCACAUUGAUUGUUUUCGAUGUUCGGCAUGCGAUAUCGGCCUAUCCUCCUGGUACUUUGAAAAAGAUGGUUUGCUAUUUUGUAAAGACGAUUAUUGGGCCGCUUACGGCGAAGCAUGUCAGGGUUGCGGUCAGAUCAUCACAGGCCCUGUUAUGCUGGCAGGUGAUCACAAAUUUCACCCAGAAUGCUUUGCCUGCACUUCUUGUGGUGCUUUUAUCGGAGAUGGCGAAAGUUAUGCGCUUGUCGAACGGUCCAAAUUAUACUGUGGGGUAUGCUAUAAGCGACAAAUGCAACCACUCAACAGGACAGCAAAUUAUCCUUUUGCUAGAAAACCACACAGCAUUAGAUUAGUCGAAAUACCUCCUAGCACGACAAAUCUGGAUAAGCAGAGAGGAAUCAAACUCACAUUAGACACAGCUCCCAGUCCUCGCAGUUGUGGUGCUUUGCUACGUAUUUCAGAGUUAAUGAAAAAUGUUCGUGGAAAGAUCAGUAAGCUGCUGGCCUCUGUGAUGGAGGUUCUAUUUAGACUAUGCUGCCACUUCUCUAAUCAUAGAUUAAAUAUGUCCAGUGAUCUUAUAUCGUUACACAUUGGCGACCGAAUUUUGGAAGUAAAUGGCACCCCUGUAAAAGAUCAGCCUGUGGAAAAUAUCGAAAAUCUCAUACAAUAUUCAGAUACAGUUUUACAAUUGACUAUCGAGCACGAUCCAGAUGCGGUAUCACGACGGCCCACGUUCUAUUCACCGUCCUCGGCGAUGUUGGCAUGUGUCAGUAGUCCCAAGACAAGUCCCGAAAGUAAGGAGCGAUUGUUUAAGCGUCGGGAUGAGGGUUAUAUCAGCGGUGCGCGGAGCCGACAAUUACGAAGAACGAGAGAUCCUAUGCAUAAAGAACGCAGUAGUUCUAUGUCGCGAUUGCUUGAUGGAUCUUCUCCAACGAAUCCUACUUAUGAUCUGAGCCGAACUAGAUCCUUCCGCGUAGAGCCAAAGAAUCAGAGAAUAUUCCGAGCGAGUGAUUUGGUGAAAGGCGAACUUCUUGGUAAAGGAUUCUUUGGACAAGUAUUCAAAGUUACACAUCGCGACACGGACGAAGUGAUGGUCCUCAAAGAGUUGUAUAGAGUGGAUGAAGACGCUCAGAAGAACUUUCUAAAAGAGGUUGCAGUACUGCGCUCGUUACACCAUAACAACGUUCUUCGAUUUAUUGGUGUUCUUUAUAAGGACAAGAAACUGCAUUUGGUUACCGAGUACAUAGCAGGUGGCACGUUAAGAGCCCUGCUUCACGAUACGAACGAACCAUUGCCGUGGGAACAGCGUACAUCCUUCGCGAAAGAUAUCGCUGCCGGCAUGGCCUACUUGCAUUCCAUGAAUAUCAUUCAUCGCGACUUAAAUUCGCACAAUUGUCUCGUUCGUGAGGAUAAGACUGUGGUUGUUGCUGAUUUCGGUCUGGCGAGGAUCAUUCAGAAUGGGAGUUCGCUGGACAAUCGCAAGUAUAAUCGACAUUCCGACGGAGAGGUGAAAACCUCGAAGAAAGAGCGAAAGAAACGGUAUACGGUUGUCGGAAAUCCCUAUUGGAUGGCGCCCGAAAUGAUGAAGGGCAACAAAUAUGACGAGAAAGUGGAUAUAUUUAGCUUUGGCAUUGUCGUCUGCGAGAUUAUAGGUCGAGUUCAAGCAGAUCCCGAUUACUUGCCUAGAUCAUCCGAUUUUGGCUUGAAUCAAAAUGUCUUCAAGGAGAAAUUUUGCUCCAAUUGUCCUGAGACUUUUUAUAUGAUCGCUUUCCUUUGCUGCGAUCUAAAUCCAGAUAAGAGGCCACCGUUCGAAGUUAUGGAGGUUUGGUUAGAAGGACUAGCUAUGCAUCUGUCGGUAGGUGCCGAGUUGCCGGCAGAUCUGGAUUUUGACAUUAGAAAUUACAAAGGACCGAGUCCGAGCAGUAGCGAGUCCACGACUCCGGAAACUUUGAAACCUAUCAAGGAAGGCCAGGUGCAUCAAGAGAAAAAGCGAUCCAAUUGCUGCGACGACAGUACACUAGAACGUGAAAUACAAUCUGUCUCGACAUCUAAUACGCUUCACGUGCCUGAAGUCAUCAGUCCGCGUAAUAGGUACUCGAGGCAGAACAGUGACAAAAAUAGCAACAACUCGAGCAAUGUCGGACGUUACGUGAGACAAAAUUCCAAAUCAAAAGAUUUUGACAAAGAGAAGCCCGACGUUAUAAUUUUGCCCGAUUCUAGCGGUUUUAGUGGACGUUAUCUAAGAAAUAAUAAUGCCAAGUUAAAAGAAACCUCUCCCGACAUUCCAAAUACUUACGCUUACUCAAAACAAGAGACGUAUCCGAGACAGAUUGGUACGAGUGAGCAUAAUUUAACUCGAGUACCAACUAUAGACAAGAUAAAGUACGUGGGAAACGCGAGUCAAUGUGCAGUUUCUGACGCUUCAGAAUAUAUAAUUGACAGUAAAGGCUCGUAUAAAAUCAACAACAACCUGAAACAUAAAUCGAUGGAGAAGUCCAAUGAUACGAGCGGUUAUAAGACGAAAUCAGAAAACAAAUUUAAAAUACCAGACGCCACGAGUUCCGUUGGCUCGUACUUACGACAAAUCGGGAAAGCUAUCGGCGCUAUGGAAAAAGAAAAUAAAGCGAUUAAUAAUCGAAACGAUAUGAAUUGCGGUGACAUUGAUCCAAAGAGAAUAGUUGGUGAAAGCACGAAGCCAUCCACCGGAUCGUAUCUACGAAGAACCAAGAUAUCACCAACUAAAGAGACCACGAAGAACGCGUUUUCCAAUAAAGAGACUGACAAAGUUGAUGGCGUUUCAUCGUUACAGAAAUCGAUAGAAUCGAAAAUCCCAUCGAAUCAAGAGAAUAUCAUCGAAAAGAAAAAUGUUAAAGGUAGACUAUCCAGACAAGGGAGUAAUGUGUCCGACAUCGGCAUCUUGUCUAGACAGGGAAGUCUCACAGUAUUAGAUUGCACAUCUAAAUACAAAGAUAACUCGUUGUUCGAUACAUACAUGAAGGAUGAUUUUUGCAAGAAUGAUUCCUUCAAAAAAUAUAGCUCGGGUUUAUAUCAUACAGACAGUCUUUAUUCCAACUCCAGUAUGUCGAAGCGUGACGAUUUUAUCACACCUAACAGGCAAAAUGCGAGUGAAGACAGUAAUCCUGUCGAAUUGAUGGGCGAUAAUAUUAAAAGUCCGAUGACUUCGUCUAUUUAUGGCAGCGAUUUGAAAGCGAAUAGUCUGGCCGAUUACACCAGAUGCUAUAAGGGUAUCGAUGUUUGCAGACAGGACAGCUUCGGCUCCGAUAGUGCACUUGGCACUAUGAAAAGCGAUUUCUUCGCGGAUGUCGAUUUUGCGCAGAUGAGGGACGGCAGGCACACACCGGACUUGUGCCAUACAUCCGAAAGGUGCUGCACACCUAAUCGUCCAACGACGCCGAUAGAGAGUACUGCUUUAUAAACGCGAGAAGAUAACAGUUUUACAAAACGCCAAGAUAACGUGCGUAAUCCCUGACGAUAAUUGAAUCUCGUUGCUACUAAUUUGAUCUCUUUAUUCAUAAUAUGUAAGAUCUGAAGAAGUAACGUGCUUAGUUUACAGUAUUAACUUUUUAGUCAGAGGGUUUAUUUCGUCCAUUACCUUGCGUAAAGAAAAGAUUGAAUUCAUUGAUUUUGAUAUAAUGAGUGCGAUAUUUUAAUUAUACAUGUAUAUAUAUAUUUUUUUUUUUUUUGAAAAUUUUUCUGAAAGGGAUAUAUCAUUAUUUUAUUAUUGAGACUGAAUUAAAAAUAUUGAAAAAAUUGAUAAAAUGGUUCAAGAUGCACAACUGAAAUGUUGCCGUUAAUAAAUAAAAAUGCUUAUAUUUUAUUUUUGCUUACAUUUUAUUUUUAUUGUGUUUUUGAAAUGCUUAUCUUUACUAAAGAAAGUAACGACAAUGCGAUAUUCAGUAUUAAUGAAUUUCAUUCAUCUAUCAGUCUUUAAUGAAUUUUUAGAUCGACAUUAGUUAAUUAGCCGUAAGAAUUCUAUUACAUUCCCCUGCGAAAAAUCUUGCCACACGGUUUUUUAAAACGGGAGUUUAAAUAACAAAACGUGACUCUCCGAUAAAAGCAUUCCAUUCAAAAUACUACUUGCAAAGCCGAGAUUUUUUGAUAUGUACAUUAUUAGCAUGUGCUCGAAAAAGCCGACACUGUGAAUAUAUCGAUUUUUACAGAUUACAAAUUAUAUGAAUUAUAAAAUUAUAAACCGUCAAAAGUCAAAGUUGCUACAAAUAUAUUUCCGGAUAUAUGCGACCACGAGAUUACUUUUGUUUAAAUUGUAGAUUUACGUCAUGUAGAUUCAGUUCUUGUAGAAUAGAAUGUAAAAAUGGUAUUAUAUAUGAUAUAUCUGUUUCCAAGUAUACACAGAUGUACAUCACAGUGUAAAAUAUUGUAUACGUUUGUAAUACUGCUGUAUAUGUAUAUGCAGAUAAUUGAUAUAUUAUAUAUGUAUGUAUACAUACGUGCAUAUAAAUAUAUACAUAUACAUGCGACACGUUUAUAUCUUCGUUAUGUGUAACCAUUCUCGGUAUAUUUUGAUAAAAUGAUAGAAUGAAUUAUGUGUAUAUUAAAAAUAUGAAUUAUUUAUAUCUUUCAUUUAUUGGCAUUAUAUAUCUUUUAACGAGGAUAUAAACGAUGGCAAAGUAGUAAAUAUUUCGUGUGUAUAAAAAAGACAAAUAAUUUGUAUAUAAUAAUUUUGUAUAUAUAUCCAAAUAUUUGUAAUUUUCAAAACACAUAGAACGAGAACGUUUUAGUAAUACUAAGUUUUUAUAAUUGCGAUGUAUAAGUAUAUACACACCAUCAGUUUUUUCUCUUUCUACAUUUCACUCAAAAUAUAUUUCUUUUCCUUUUUUUUUUGUUGCAUGUCGACUUUAUUUUAUGACGUUUUAAGUGUCAACUUUAUUUUAUGAAAUUAUAUGUUUUUAUAGAUGAAUUUUUAAGCAAUAACUUUAUUAUUCAUGUAAUUUCAUCAUGUUUUUAAACAUCCUGUUAAAAUUGAGAUUAUCUCAUGUUAAGUAAUGAAAUUAGGAUGCAAAUAAUGCAACUACAUUUCAAAUUUUUUUUCGGAUGUAUUUAUACGUUUGGUUAAAGAAUAUUGUUUUAAUUCAAAAAUUAUUUAAUUAUAAUAAAGGCAUUCUGAAAUUAUAGAUAAUACAUUUAUGUAGACUUGUGAUCGUUUUAUCCUAAAACUUCAUAUAUUGGAAACAAAAAAAGAGCCCAAUCAAAUAAUCCAAUCUUUUUAAUUUUCUCGUGCGAAUAUAAAGUACGGAAGAGAUAUUAUCAUAAAAAUGUUGUUUUCGAUAAUAUCACAACCGUAUUAUCAUUUAUUGUUAGAACAAAUCUCCAAGUAUCAAACGCAUGUCCGCUCAUAGAAACGGACGGUUAUGAGCAAUAAAUUGUACGGCUUAUUAUAUGUACGUAGAGCUAUAGAGUCUAAGAGAUUAUUUACGGCUUAUUGUUAGUUAAUGAGAGCAAACUAAUGAACAAACUAGUUGGAAUAGAAAAUUUUGUUUGAAAACAACACUACAAUGUUAUGCGAAGAAUAAGUUUUGCAUUUUCAACGACAUAUAGCGUUAAAUACGGCCGUACGAUUCCAUGUUUACAAUGUGAAAAUCGUAUUUAAUGUAAAUAGACUAGAUAUUUAACUUUAAAAGUGCCGUGCGAAUAAAAGGAAACGCGAUUGGGCAUCAGAUAAAUCAAACAUGUAGGAUAUAUAUAUUGGAAACAUGUAAUCUAUUGUGACGAUUCGCUUAAAUUUUAAAUAAUGCGAAAAUGAAUUAUUGUAAUAUGCCGCGUAUAUGAGACAGUAUUAACACUACUCGCUACAUAUUGUUGCUUAGUAGUAACAUACAUACGUUCGCUACUUCUUUAAUAUAUACCGGGCACAAAAAUCGUGUUAAGACCUGUAAAGAGAUAUCUGGAAUGAGUAGACAUUAUUUUUAUAGCCCCUGUAAAUUUUCACAUCUUUUUGAUAGCCGACUAUAGACUAAUAUAUAGAGUGUUCGACCAUUAAUGCAUUAAUUCAUUAACGAUUAAAGUUACAAUGGUGGAAUACACUAUAUAAUCUCGAUUAUCAAUAUUUUUACCCUAUAAAUUGUGAGUCACUCAUCUGAUCUAUAGUUUUAAACAGAUAUCUUUUAUAGAUACAGAAAAACUAAUGUCUCUAUUUGAGGCCGUAAUUUUUUAUAAAAGAAAUAAUAUUCUUGUAAUUUUUAUUCUUUCUGUCGGCCUAAUUGGCCUAAUUUUUCAUAUAGAAAUCCUAUAAUAAUUUUUGACACAAAUUUCGAAUUGCGAAUUGUUUUUAUAUGUGCAGAUGCAGAUUCGAUUUAACGUAAAGUGCAAUGUUUAAUUAUCACGAGAGAGAGAGAGAGAGAGAGAGAGAGAAAAAGAG